Scylla paramamosain (green mud crab) is the source of this 3385-nucleotide messenger RNA. RefSeq names its product serine/arginine repetitive matrix protein 1-like. The record is from RefSeq and is a predicted model, not a curated record. The transcript has 6 exons. Bases 605 to 3124 code for a protein of 839 amino acids. Gene Ontology annotation, cellular component: cytoplasm; nucleus. Lineage: Eukaryota; Metazoa; Arthropoda; Malacostraca; Decapoda; Portunidae. Gene Ontology annotation, biological process: protein refolding; response to heat.
UCUAUCUCUCGCUCUCUCUCUCUCUCGCUCUCUCUCUCUUUCUCGCUCUCUCUGUCUCUAUCCCUCUCUCUCUCUCUUUCUCUCUCUCUCUAUCUCUCUCACAGUCCUCGCUCCUCUCUCACAGACACGCUGCACACCUCAUCCCUCGUGUUUACGCCUCUCCCUCUCUCUCUCUCCCUCUCUCCUCUCCCUUACAGAAUACUCUCCCUCUCUCUCUCUCCCUCUCCCUCUCUCUCUCUACGAUUUGUGAGAGAAAAAGGCGAAUUUUUAGUGAAAUAUGAAGGAUAAUUGAAUGAAAAUAUGCGUGAGACGGAAGAAGAACAAGGAGGAGAAGGAGGAAGAGGAAGAAGAAGAGGAGGAGGAGGAGGAAGAGGAAGAAAAGCUGAUAAUUGCCAAGGACGGAAAUAAGAAAAUAGAAACGAGUGAAAAGGAACAGUGAAAAUAAAACAAGGACAAAAAUAACCGAACAAACAAACAAACAAGUAAGUGAAGAAGAAGAAGAAAACGAAUAAGGAAGAAGAAAAGAAGGGGAAGAAAAAGAGGAAGAAGAGGAAGAAGGAAACUUUUUUCCCCUUAAAUACAAACCAAGUUCAACCACGGGGGGAUGUUCGCGCCCCGGGAACGCCUGCGGGAUGACCACUACCACUCCGUGUACAGGACACUGCGCCACGCCCGCCUCAACUACACCGCCCACGCCCCUCGCUUCAAGGACGAGGGGAACGUCUUCAAGCUGGUGAUGGACGUACGAGAGUUCGCUGGCGGGGAUAUCACCGUGAGAACUGCCGGAGGGACCUUAUCUGUGCGAGGAAGACUUGAGAUAGAUGAUGACGAAGGCGCUGAAGGAGGAGGAGGAAGAGGAGGAGGAGGAGGAAGAGGAGGAGGUGAUGCAGAGUCUAUUUCCUCCCGCUCCUCCUCCCGCACCCUACAUCGUCGGUUUAAUCUCCCUCCAGAGGCUGACGGAGAGAAAAUUUCCUCCUAUCUCUCCCGUGAUGGUGUUCUCACUGUCACGCUGCCCAAGAGGACCGACGUUCGCGUGAUACCAGUUCGCGUGGAGGGAGUUGAAGAAGGAACCGGGCGAGGAGGAGGAGGAGGAAGAGGAGAAAGAUCAGUGGGAGGCGCAGUAGGAGAGGGCGUGGGAGGGCGUGCAGGUACCAAGAGGCCCUCCCUGUCGCAGCCUGACCCCGGCCCUUCCCCCAGUAAGCGUCCCCAGGAGAGUUCCUUCGGGAGGGAGCGCGGCGGCGUCCCCCAGGGUAAGAGUCCUGUGAUCAACGGCACUGGGAGGACCUGGGAGCUGAACAGGGACCGGGAGAGAGACCCUGGGCGACGCAGUGGUCUGUGGGACGACGCGGAGACGACAGGGAAAGGCGAGAAGGGCGCAGCGGGAGGAGGACGCAGAAGGAACGCAGAGGGAGGAGAUAGGACGCGACGAAGGACAUCAAAAUACGAGGAGGCGAAGGAGAUCAACAUCCCUAUAGUCCUGGAGGCCACGGAGGACGCCAGCGAGGUGUCGAGGCCGCCGUUUGUGGGGCCUCGUGACGUCAGAGGGAGUGUGGGCGGCGGCGCGGGCGGGGGCGGUCUGGUGCCCUCCAACAAGCCACGUCCUGACCUUGCAGCCUCGCACCGCCGCCCCGCGCAGCCUGACAAGCCCGCCGCCAGUGUGAACGGCCCGCUGGACAUGACUGUGAACGACAAAGAGAACGUUAAGCCCCCGGAGGACAGGGAGUGGACGUACUCGGGGCUGUUCAGGCGCGGCGCGGAUGACAGCAAGGAGGCAAGAGACACCACAAGAGCUGGCGGCGUCUCAGAGUCUGGAAAGCACAAAGAAAACGCAUCUCCUUGGAGGGCUAACCUAACUAGUCCCCUGGAGCGUUCCAAGGCAGCUACUGACGCACGUUUGGACGCUUCCUCACGCCUCCCCACUGCUCCUACUGACGGAGACGCCCUCAGGGACACACAUGCACCCCUGUGGAAGCCUCGUAGCGCCACAGCCACCCCGGCAACCACCGCUACGGCCCAUAACAUUGAUGCAACUCCACGGAAACCACAAACACCAAGCAAGCCUAACCUUCCUUUCUUCAAACCAGUGAGGGUGGAGGUGACGGAGGCCGAGGAGGGGGACAGGGGCGCCGGGGAACUGAAAGGCAAGAUCAGGAACGAGGAGGAGAAGGAGAAGGAGACCCUGGAGGAGGUGAAGAUGAGAAACAACGCGGGCCACGAGAGAAAACACUUGAAACUCGAUAAUUUUCUCCCCGUACCUAAGACAGACGAAGCUCGAUGUAAGUCCCCGCUAGGAGGACGCGAGGUGAAGGUGGAGAGGCGCCAGUCGGACAUGGAGGGAGACGUGUUCAAGGACUGCUGGCAAAACUUCAGUACGACCCUUCAGGAGGUGCUGUCACGCCUUCAGGAGCUGUCUGCUGAACUAGGGCAAGGCAAGGCUGGGAAGAGCAACCCUUCUACAGCCAGUUCUUCUGCUGCUACUACCUGUCCCGCCACGCCCGUAGAGCCUCCCACGCCGCCCCCCAAGGUGCCCGCGCCCAGCCGCUCUUUCAAGGGGACCACCACGCCUCGCCCGGGGCCCCCCCAUGACGGGCGCGCGCCCCCCGCGGCCACCACGCCGCUGAGUGCGCGGCGCGGGCGUGGCAUCGAGAACCUACAGCUGGAGGGCCUAGCGCGCACCAGUGCCGCCGGCGGGGCGCGGGGCGGCAGCGUGAGUGACACCAGCGGCAGCCGCGAGGCCAGCGUGAGCGAGGCCAGCGGCAGCGAGGACGCGGAGUGCAGCAGCAGCGAGGCCAGCGCCGCCACCAGCGCCGCCACCGCAACCAGCAGCGGCAGCAGCAGCAGCAGUGCCCGGCCCGUCGCCACCAGCCAUGGCGCUGUGUUCGCCGGACACAAACAGCAGCAGCAGAGACGGGUCAAUGGGGCGGGACAUGGGGAGCGUGACUACGGGGGGCGCGCCUCGCCCAAACUCCGUCACCAGCGGCCCGUCCCCGGCCCCACGCCCUCCACGCCCUCACACGACCCUGAGGUAGACAGCAUCAUCAGCAGGGCGGAGCGCGCCCUGGCAGAAAGUAGGCGGCUGUCCGCGCCCUCCCCCCGCGCGGCCACGCCCCCGCCCCCGCCGUGAACGACCUGGGGCACGACCGUCGACCCCAACCUACCGGUCAGGCCCCGCGGGGCGGCCACUCCCCCCUACACCCUCGCCCCCAACAUUGCCACGCGCGCCUCGCCCGACACCAACUGUGUGGAGGACGACGACGACGACGACGAGGACGACGAGGACGAGGGAGAAGAAGAGGAAGAAGAAGAGGAGGAGGAAGAUGAGGAGGAGGAAGCAGUUGUGAUACAAAAGAAAGAAGAGGAGGAGAAGGAGGAAGAAGAAGAAGAA